AUGGGGCUGUCGCAGAGCAAGAGGGGUGACGACAAAGCCCCGAGGAGCAGCGCGGUGCUGGAGGGUGACGGGAGUGAUGUCCUCUCCCCGGACAUGGCCACCAAUGGCCACAGGGGCCUCAUCCAGCCCAGGAAGGUGCCAAACCCAGUACGGGAGUCCCAGAGCCACCGGGAGCUGCACCGGGAGCUGCUCUUCAGCCACAGCAGGGGGAUCCUGCCCCGGCACAGGGCCGAGCUCCCGCGGGUGCUGGAGAGCCGGCGGCUAAGGCAGCUGAGGGAGGAGCUGCAGGGACCCCCCUCCGACCUGGAGCAGCAGCUGAGGAAACGCCACCAGAGGCUUGAGGAGCACGAGCGGGAGGCAGCAGCGGGGCCAGAUCCGGGCCCUCGCCCCGAGUUCCUUCUGGUGCGGGACAGCCUGAGGAAGAUGAAGCUGGCGGAGCCGGGUGCCUGGCAGACGUGA
Molecule: messenger RNA, 459 nt
Organism: Haliaeetus leucocephalus (bald eagle)
Lineage: Eukaryota; Metazoa; Chordata; Aves; Accipitriformes; Accipitridae
Product: protein FAM107B-like
Exons: 5
Coding region: 1-459 (152 amino acids)
Source: RefSeq, a predicted model, not a curated record